AGCUACUACUAGCCAAUAAGAGGCAGAGUAGGGCGGGUCCUGUCUUUGCCCGUCGCUUCGGAGCAUCCAUUUCAUUCUAGCUUCAGCCUUGUCCGAGCGGGAAGUUCAAACGUUCGUCUUUUUUAGCUAAAAUGUAGCAAAUAUUCCGGGGGUCCGGUUAGCUCGUUCAACACAAAAAUCAUUUUUGAGGAAUUUUAACUGUAACUGCGGUAUAUCAGAGCUCUGCAGGCAUGUCCACUAAUACUGAGGAGAGGAGCAACUCUGCACCCAGGUGCUUCGGACAGUGUACCUACACAGCUGAGGAACACCAGGCGGUGCACAAAGCUCUGCGACAGAAGCUGGGACCAGAGUACAUCAGUACCAGAGUUGCAGGAGGAGGACAGAAGGUUUGCUAUAUUGAAGGGCAUCGUGUGAUCGGCCUGGCCAAUGAGAUGUUUGGGUACAAUGGAUGGUCUCACUCAAUCUCUCAACAGAAUGUUGACUUCAUAGACAUAAUAAACGGGAAGUUUUACGUUGGAGUCAGCGCGUUUGUCAAGGUGCAGCUGAAGGACGGGUCAUUUCAUGAGGACGUAGGGUAUGGAGUCAGUGAAGGGCUGAAGUCUAAAGCUCUGUCGCUGGAAAAGGCGAGAAAGGAAGCUGUCACGGAUGGCAUGAAGAGAGCACUCAAAUGCUUCGGUAAUGCUCUUGGAAACUGCAUCCUGGAUAAACAAUACCUCGUAGCCAUUAACAAGAUCCCCAAACAGCCUCCUCCUCCUCUAGACCCCGCCCAGACUAAGCGCACUGAGGGUGAGCCCUCAGUGGAGAAGGCCCGCUUCUCCAGUCUGGUCCGGGAGGAAAAGCUUGGGGAUCCUGGCAGGAUGCCGCUGGAGCCUAGAGUCCUCAACCAGAACCAGAACUAUUCCGAAGUUUAUACCCCUGAUGCUGCUGGCCCUGCUAACAGGAAGAGUGAGAACAAUGACUCAAGACCUGUCAUGGACUCAGUGAACGUUGGCGGGUCUGGGGCGCACACAGACCCCAAACAGCUGAGAAAGCUUCGACAGCAGCAGCUUCAACAGAAGUUCAGGAGAGAUAUGGAGGCCAAGAAGCUGCAGCAGAAACCGGAUCAAGUCAAGUCUGAGGACACAGAGGUCGCUAUUAGACGAGGAUCCAGUGGAGGUAUUGAAGAUGCACCUGCGUUCACUGACGGCACUUCAGCAGGUCACAGGAAGCCCAGCAGCAGGGACCAGUAUUUAACAGAUGAUCCUGAGCUCUGGGAUUUCACCCUGGAUGGGAUUGAGGAGCUGGAUGUCCCUGUAGGCGGCCCACCCUCCAGAGCAAAACCGCUCACGCCCAGUAAUCACCUGAUGCAGACGCGCAGUAAGACCCCUCAGAGAGCCCCAGGCAGACCUCCGGACGAGGCCCCUUCGUACAGCGGAGGACAGGACCGGGCUCAGCAUCAGAACCAGUAUCAGGCGAGGCCAGGUGAAGCCUUCAGUCCAUACAGACAAGGACAGUACAUGAAGAAACGCCGACUGGACACUUGAUAUUUUAUGUUGCUGUUCUUCAGCUUCCUCAACACUUUGAAUUUUACUUUUUGUUUUUAUGUUAUUAUAUAUGUGUGUGUAUAUAUAAAUACAUUUUCUGGGUUUAUAUUUAAAUCCAUUUUGCACUGAAUGGAUGCAGUUUC
Molecule: messenger RNA, 1666 nt
Organism: Etheostoma spectabile (orangethroat darter)
Lineage: Eukaryota; Metazoa; Chordata; Actinopteri; Perciformes; Percidae
Gene: rad52
Product: RAD52 homolog, DNA repair protein
Exons: 12
Coding region: 231-1523 (430 amino acids)
Biological process (GO): DNA recombinase assembly; double-strand break repair via homologous recombination; double-strand break repair via single-strand annealing
Cellular component (GO): nucleus
Source: RefSeq, a predicted model, not a curated record